Messenger RNA from Daucus carota subsp. sativus, 1362 nucleotides. Its product is annotated as probable serine/threonine-protein kinase PBL7. Gene Ontology annotation, biological process: protein phosphorylation. Gene Ontology annotation, molecular function: protein kinase activity; ATP binding. The record is from RefSeq and is a predicted model, not a curated record. NCBI's taxonomy places the organism in Eukaryota, Viridiplantae, Streptophyta, Magnoliopsida, Apiales, Apiaceae. The transcript is spliced from 6 exons. The coding region runs from base 1 to 1278 and encodes 425 amino acids.
AUGGAUACUGACGGCACUGCUACAGCUGCGUCCGAGACGCCACAGCUUGCAGCACACAGUCACCACCAUGAUAUUCUCCCUUCCACUACCAUUCUUCUUGUUGUAAUGCCGAUUACAAUAAUCAUCUUACUCCUUGCGAUAUUAUUUAUAACAGUCAUGCUCCGACGGAUGAGACCUGCAAAAGAGAACGACAGUUUGAAUAGUAGCCCCGAGCAUGGAAAUUGCAUAUUCGUUCCUCAUAGAAAUGCAGCUCUUUCUACUCCAGAUGUAAAAGGAGGGUGUUUGUAUGGAGUAAAUUCAAGCAGAUUUCCUCCACCAAAAGUUAAAGGCAUACAAGUUUUCACAUACAAGGACCUUGAAGUGGCCACGGAGAACUUUAGCGAAACUAAUGUCAUUGGGAAUGGAGGAUUUGGAGUGGUUUACAAAGGAAUAUUGAGUGAUGGAAAUAUGGCGGCAGUGAAGAUGUUGCAUAGGGAAGGGAAACAAGGGGAGAGAGCUUUCCGUCAAGAGGUGGAUUUACUAAGCACCUUGCACUCUCCAUACCUGAUGGAGCUGCUAGGCUACUGUGCAGACCAGCACCACCGUCUCUUAAUUUUUGAAUUCAUGCCCAAUGGUACUCUUCAGCAGCACCUCCACACUCCCAAUAAUCGAGCUCAACCAUUGAACUGGGGAACCCGAUUAAGAAUAGCACUGGACUGUGCCAGAGCUCUUGAGUUUCUCCACGAACAUACAACACCAUCUGUAAUCCACCGUGAUUUCAAAUGCAGUAACAUCCUCCUGGAUCAAAAUUUUAGAGCUAAAGUUUCUGAUUUUGGAUUGGCUAAGAUAGGGUCUGAUAAGAUCAACGGACAGAUUUCUACACGCGUGAUGGGGACCACUGGAUAUUUGGCACCAGAGUAUGCUUCAACAGGCAGGCUAACAACAAAGUCAGAUGUAUACAGUUAUGGGGUGGUUCUGCUAGAGCUGUUAACAGGCCGUGUUCCGGUUGAUACCAAGCGGCCUUCUGGAGAACACGUUCUCGUCUCUUGGGCUCUUCCGAGAUUAACUUGCAGAGAAAAGCUAGCAAAAAUGGUCGACCCGGCUCUACAGGGACAGUAUUACAAAAAGGAUUUAAUUCAGAUAGCUGCAAUUGCGGCCAUGUGCGUGCAGACUGAAGCUGAUUAUCGUCCUCUAAUGACAGAUGUUGUGCAGUCAUUGAUACCUUUAGUUAAGAAUCUAUCUUCUUCCUGUCCUUCCAAUUCUUCUAGAUCAAACCAAAGAGUAAGCCCCAGGUCCUAGGGCUGUCACAAACUUGUGCUUGAUAAUCUGGUUCUCAUUCCAUCUGCAUCAUCAAUUAGAGAAAUUCUAAGGCGCGUCUGAACC